Messenger RNA from Micropterus salmoides (largemouth bass), 3161 nucleotides. RefSeq names its product F-box and leucine-rich repeat protein 5 (gene fbxl5). NCBI's taxonomy places the organism in Eukaryota, Metazoa, Chordata, Actinopteri, Centrarchiformes, Centrarchidae. The record is from RefSeq and is a predicted model, not a curated record. The coding region runs from base 65 to 2173 and encodes 702 amino acids. Gene Ontology annotation, biological process: intracellular iron ion homeostasis; SCF-dependent proteasomal ubiquitin-dependent protein catabolic process. The transcript has 11 exons. Gene Ontology annotation, cellular component: SCF ubiquitin ligase complex. Gene Ontology annotation, molecular function: protein binding.
CACACGCCUCUUUUUAUCGCCGACUGAGCCGUACGCAGAUGACGCACUGAGGCUCAGUGUGAAGAUGGCUCCCUUUCCAGACGAGGUGGAUGUUUUUACUGGCCCACACUGGCGAAUGAAGCAGUUGGUGGGCCUAUACUGUGAAAAGCUGUCAAAAACCAACUUCUCCAACAACAAUGAUUUUCGCUCAUUUCUUCAGUCACUGUGCGCCACCUUUAAGGAGUUCAAGAUGCAUGAACAAAUUGAGAAUGAGUACAUAAUCGGCCUGUUGCAACAACGCUGCUGCACAGCGUACAAUGUGCACUCUGACAACAAACUCUCAGAGAUGUUGUCCCUCUUUGAAAAAGGGUUGCACAGCGUUAAGAGUGAAUAUGAGCAGCUUAACUAUGCCCAGCAGCUGAAGGAGAGACUAGAAGCUUUCACACAAGACUUUCUGCCCCACAUGAAGGAAGAAGAAGAGGUGUUUCAGCCUAUGCUUAUGCAGUACUUCACCUAUGAGGAGCUCAAGGACAUCAAGAAACAGGUGAUAGCGCAACACUGCAGCCAGCAGCAAUGGGACUGUGCCGCUGAGGUGCUGAAGGGCUUCAGUUUGUGGAGCCAGGCAGAGGAGCUGCAAAAAGCCUUUAAAUACGCAGAUCACGAGAAGACAGAUUAUGAACUGGAAAAGAACAGGAAUUGUUCAGCCCACAUCACCCAGCUUCCUACAGAAAUCAUGCUGAGGCUGUUCCACUAUUUAAGCCCUGUAGAUCUGUGCCGCUGUAGCCAAGUGUGCAGCUCUUGGUCAGAGCUGGCCAAGACCGGCUCUCUGUGGAGGCACCUCUAUCCUGUACGCUGGGCCAGAGGUGAUUUUUAUCGUGCCCCCCCUGGGGAUCUGGACCAGGAGCCAAAUGAUGAGUGGGUAAAGAGUCGACAGAAUGAGGGUCGGGCCUAUCAGGAAUGGGAUGAGGAUGCUGAUGUAGAUGAGUCUGAUGUGUCGAGCCAUAGUCAGGGCUCCCUGGCAAUUAGCACCGCUCAGCGAGAGAAAAGGUUUCUGAAUGGCAUUAUCCAGAACCUCCUGCCAGCUGUGGGUCCAUCUGUCAAAUCCAUUGUUCUUGCGUACAGUUCUACAGUGUCUAGUAAAAUGGUGCGCCAGAUCCUCAGUCUCUGCCCCAAUAUUACUCACCUGGACCUGACCCAGACUGGUGUUACAGAUUUUGCAUUUGACAGCUGGUCAUCUCUCGGAGCCUGUCUUUCUCUGGAGCACCUGGAUUUGUCGGGGUGUGAGAAAAUUACUGAUCACACCCUGAAGAAACUGUCUUUUGGGCUGGGUGACCUCACACCUUUCACCUGCUUUGACAAACGCUCGGACCGACGCGCCAAGCUUCUGAAAAAUUCCCCAAUGCCCAUCAUGCUCAUGGAAGAGAGAAACCUACAUCCAGUGGGGCAGAAGCGGCAGGCCAUCAUUUUCAAGCAGGGUACUGGCCAUUGGGGAGCUGCCUGCACCCCCACAGAAGUGUGGGUCCUGGACACCUCGGACCUUGCUGAUAUUGAAGAUGCUGCAGAGUGGAGCCGUCGUGGUGGGAUGUCUCUUCCUGAAGCAGAAAGCUUUGUCGAGGCACAGCUUGUGGGAGGCUCAUGCUGUUGCAGGAGGAGCAGGAGGCGGGGGCACAGGACUGGUUCAAGUGCCUCAUAUUUGCAUCAGCAGUAUGCCAUGUCUGGGGAAAUGUUUUGUGGUCACUCCACCUGCUGCACUGGUGACAUGGCCCUCAGGACUUUAAAUGGGCCUGAAUCAGGCACCACCACCACCACCACCACAAGCAGCACUGCAGAGUUUCGGACUAAAUGCUCUUCAUUUGGGAGCCUGCAGUGUCUGGAGCAUGAAAACAGGACUGGCCAGUCAGAGGCAAAACGCACGCUGAGAUUUCUCAGUCUCUCUGGAUGUUAUCAAGUCACAGAUUUGGGUUUGAGGGCUUUGUCUCAGCGUGGAGGGCUUCCUGUCCUGGAGCAUCUUAACUUGUCUGGCUGCCUCUUCAUCACCGAGAAGGGGCUGCAGGAGCUGGUGUCAGCCUGUCCUUCGCUCAAUGAUGAGCACUUCUAUUACUGCGACAACAUUAACGGUCCUCACGCAGACACUGCCAGCGGCUGCCAGAACCUGCAGUGUGGUUUCAGGGCCUGUUGUCGCUCCGGAGAGUGAUCCUGCCUAGCAACGCUCUCCUGACACGUCACGUCUUCUUUUUAUUGCACUUUAUCCUGGGAAUACCGGUUGCUGUAUUUGUGUCACUUAAAAAUGUUUCUGGAUGAAACUGUAAUUUUGCUCCUGUUAUUUCCAUUUCCAUCUAUAUUAAAUGGAAAAAAUGUUUCAGAAAAGAAAAAUGGAAAGGGGUGAUAAUGGAUUUGAAGUGUCUGAAAAUGUACAUUCUGGUUCCUAUUUUUAUUUUGAAAACUUAAAAAACUAGGAGUGUAAACACCAAGUACUUUGUUUUCUGUAGUUAAACUUUGUUUGAUUUUUUGACUUAAACUAUGCUGAUUUACAUAAGUCUUCUUCUCCCUGUGCUGUGUUUAGUUGAUUCAUUUAUAAUCAGCAGUAGCAUCAAAGUGAUGUUUUAUUUUUACCUUUAAACAAACUUUGUCAAGUAUUGGAGGGUGACUUGGAAAAUGAAACUGGAUGUAAUUGAUCGCUGCCUCCCCUUCCAUCAAAGCUGACUGUUGUGGACGGCUGUUAUGUUGCUGAUGGUUACAGGUCAGAAUGAUCUACAUAUAGUCCCAGUUGAUGAUCAGUUCACUGUCAGUGCCGCCAUGAAGUUACUGACACACCAGUAGAGGAUGUACAGACAGAAUUGGUACAUAACAACCAUCCAUGUCUUAAACAUUUUGUGAUACCGGAUGUUCAUAGUCAAACUUUUUGCUUUUAUUCUCUUUAAAGCACUCCAAUGUUGCGGGCAAGGAAAUGGACCGAUGUUCAUGUAAGAGGGAUUUUAAUGCGCCCAACACUGAAGAGCUUUUAGAGAAGCUGAAAGGGGAUUAAGAAUAAUGAACCUUAGAUUGGGAGAAGCCUACUGUGUACUUCAUCUUUGAUCAUUCUGCAACAGGAUUUAUUUGCUUGUUCGAAGGUCUUGCAUAAGGAGUUCUAUUGUAAAUGUUAAAUUCAUAAACAGAACAAUAAAAGUAUCUUGGAGUUAAAA